Messenger RNA from Miscanthus lutarioriparius, 624 nucleotides. NCBI's taxonomy places the organism in Eukaryota, Viridiplantae, Streptophyta, Magnoliopsida, Poales, Poaceae. The record is from the annotation of a GenBank genome assembly.
AUGCGCAGCAUCCUCCGCGAGCUCCAGCGCAGGAAGUCCAAGCCCCUGGCGCCCACGAGGUCGGUCGCCAAGAAGCCGUGCGCAUCGCCGCCGCCGCGUCACGGUUCGAGCGACGCCGUCCGGGGUCCAUGCCCUCCUGCACCGCAUCGGCCUCAAGCUUCGUCGCGCUGCACCCCCGCCUCUCCGCCGCUGACGCCGCCUCGGUCCGCCCCAUCUUCGGCCAGUUCCGCGCGGGGAGCUACUCCUGGCGUCCCCGCGCAUCUGAAGCCCGGGACGGUGGUUCGUGUCCGCACGAGGACUGCGACGCUGAAGACGGGGCAGGUCCUCGUGCUCUGCCUCAAAGCCACGAUCGUGUCGUCGUCCACCGACGGAGGCUAUGAGGUUGUCUACGACGCCAACUGGCCACGCGGCGAUCCCAAGAGCACCGUCCACGUCGCGCCGCACCAGGUCAGGGUGAUCAAUCCGUCUCCGUCGCCGACGACCCCACCGCGGUCCCUGCCUCCGCCCACCGCCACUGUCGCCGCGACUACGAAGAAGGAGAUGCCGAGGCCAACCACGACAGGGAAGAGCCUGCGCCUCAUCCGCAGCCUCUUUCCGGAGAUGGAGCUCCCCGCCCGGGCUUGA